Messenger RNA from Strongylocentrotus purpuratus (purple sea urchin), 5147 nucleotides. Its product is annotated as protein DDI1 homolog 2-like. Gene Ontology annotation, biological process: proteolysis. Bases 65 to 1459 code for a protein of 464 amino acids. NCBI's taxonomy places the organism in Eukaryota, Metazoa, Echinodermata, Echinoidea, Camarodonta, Strongylocentrotidae. Gene Ontology annotation, molecular function: aspartic-type endopeptidase activity; protein binding. The transcript is spliced from 8 exons. The record is from RefSeq and is a predicted model, not a curated record.
UACAAAACACAGACACUGCAUGCUAGUCACAACGGGACUGUAACACCACAACAACAACAACAAAAUGAAGGUGAGCGUGGCUAAUUUGGAGGGCGCCCUCAUCAGUCUUGAGGUGAGUCCGGAGAUCGAGCUCGAGAACUUCAAGGUCUUGGUGGAGAUGGAGGCAGAGCUCUCGUCGAGUCAGUGCGUCAUUCUCUACAACGGAAGGCCCAUGUUGGAUAUGAAGAAGACCUUGAGCGGGUACGGUGUUGCUGACGGUGAUGUCCUCCUGCUCCAACCAAGGAUGAUGAUGCCCCCACAGAAUCCGCAAGCACCUGGCCAACUGCCAGACUUUAGCAACAUCAGAAUACCAAGACCCUCCGCAGCGCCUGCGCCGACUGGGGCGGGGCCAUCCAGUGGAGCGGUUCAAAGACCUGGAGGCGGAGCCAUCGAGGAGGACCCAGCUAGACUGAUGGAGAUGCUGAAGUCCAACCCAGCCGAGAGGGCUAUCCUGAAAGAGAGGAACCCACCGCUAGCAGAAGCCCUGGAUGAAGGCAAUCUACAAAAAUUUACCGAGGUGCUAGGUGGACAGCGUAAAGAGAGAGCAGAGCGGGAGAGACAGCGUAUUCUGCUGCUGAAUGCAGACCCCUUUGAUCUCAAUGCACAAACCAAGAUAGCAGAAGCUAUAAGAUUGCAGAAUGUAGAAGCCAACAUGGAAACUGCCAUGGAGCAUGCACCAGAGAGCUUUGGUCAGGUUGUCAUGCUGUAUAUUGAUUGUACGGUCAAUGGUCAUCCUGUCAAAGCCUUUGUAGAUUCAGGAGCCCAGAUGACUAUCAUGAGUCAGGCUUGUGCUGAGAGGUGUAAUAUCAUGAGACUGGUAGAUAAACGAUGGGCGGGCGUGGCCAAGGGCGUCGGCACACAAAAGAUCAUCGGCAGGGUACAUCUAGGUCAGAUUCAGAUUGGUGGUAUUCACCUUCAAUCAUCGUUCUCAAUCCUGGAAGAUCAACCUAUGGACAUGCUUCUGGGUCUCGAUAUGCUCAAAAGACAUCAGUGCUGUAUAGACCUAAAGAGGAACUGCCUGGUCAUAGGAACCACAGGGACGGAGACGCCAUUCCUCAGCGAGGCCGACAUACCGGUAGUAGACCGUAACAGCCAAGGGGUGCCUAUGGACAUGAGAGAGGCAGAAGACAGGCAUCUAGCAGAGGCACUAGCCAAAUCAGCUGCAGAAUCAGAUGGACCUUCAACAUCAGGCUCUGGCAGGAUCUUAGGGUCACCAUCGGGCUCCACCCCCUCACCGUCUUCAUCCUCAUCCUCAAGCGCUGCCGCCUCUCGAAUGUUCCCCGAAGCGGACGUCAAGAAGCUCGUCGACAUGGGCUACCUGCGGGAUCAAGUCCUCGAGGAACUCAGGAAAAAUGGAGGCAAUGUGAACAAAGCCAUGAUGGGCCUCUUUGCAAAGUCAGUAUCGGUUCCAAAACGGUGACCCACUCGCGAGUGUGAACAGUGUCCUCGGCGUCAGGAUUUCAUUCCGAUAAUUUGUUACAAGUUUUGAUAUAUCCUGUUUCUGAUAGUGUCUUUGAGUUUUCCUCCCCUGAUACGUUAGUAUCUCAGCGAGUCAAGUGCUUCCAACUGCUAUUUCAAAAAAAAAGUUGGGUUCUGGUAAAGUUGAAAAAUAAUUUGCAAAGUAGAAAUGUCCCCUGUAUAGGAUUCUUCUUCAAAUUUUCUCAUAUUCAGAUUACGAUAGGAACUAGCAGGAAAGUUUGGACCAAGCUUCAAUGCCACACAUGUUUGUAGUCCCAUAAACCCGUUUCUCUGUGCAGUGCACGUGACUUCCAGCAAGAUCGAGUCUAUCUCUUAUCAAUUUGAUGAUUCCUAAACCUCACAGUAUACACAAAUUCUGAUGUACAUGUACUUCAUAAUCAUCCUUUUCCCAAUUGCUCUAACUUUAUUUCACAAUGUAAUUGCAUGACCAGAACUCAACUUUAUCUUAAACCCCAACAGCAUUAUGCUAUUCACAAAAAAAUUAUUGAUCUUGGGUUGUUUAUUAUUACACGUUAUGUAUGUGUUUUAUUUACCCCAAAAGCGGUCGGGUUAUUUUGACCAACUCACUGCCGCGGAUGACCAAAGCGUAAUGCAAAUUGACACUAAGGUAUAUCAACUUUAAUUGAACGUCCUGAUGGAGUUUUUAAAGAUGUCUUGAGUAUAAGUAAUGAUUUUUCAUGCGUUUAUACUUGGAAAUGUGGUAUUAGAAUUUGUAUAGAACCUUAGACAAAAUGAGGAAAGAUUGGUGCAAGUCAGAAAAAUAACCAAUAUGUUUUAAACAAUUAAAAAAAAAAAAUAAAGACGGCAUAUCCCUUGGUCCCUUCAGAAAUGAAGGUUUAUACGGUUUUUAUUCUAAAAGAGUUACAGUGGUGGCUCUAAUAUCUAGAUAUCUAGGUACCCAGCACAUAAGGUACCAUCACUUGUGCAGCCUUACUAUUUAUUUUGUGGAGUUUGAGGCUUUGGUCUUAAACUAAUUUUAUUUGUCAUCAGUUUUCCUUUGGCAAUACCUCAUCACUGGAAACUUACGCACAUAUGAAAUGGUUGCGAAUUUCGCAAGUUGUUGAGAUUCCCGAAACUUUCAUGCAGCAAAGUGAUGGAAUCACAACUGACGCAACAAUGAGUUGUGCAAUUCUUGAAGCUUCUUGCCGUGAAAAUCCCUGUCAGUUACUAAUCACAGAAGUUUCAUAUGGUGAAAGUUUCUUUAUUUACGGACCAGUAUUUGUGACACAUUCCAACCGUUCCCAACAAUUUAUAAUAAACAUAAGUUCACUGAACUUUUGUUAGUGUUGCAUGUUUGCACCACAUUCUCAAAUACAUUUUGCAACACAAGUUAAAGACUGUUAAUCAUUGCACCGCAUACACUCUCCUUUUGUUGUUUUAUUACAUAGCUUAGAGAACGUAGUGGCAUGAAAAGGCGCUUUCGGAACGCUAAAUGCAUAAUAUUUCAUGAUGUUUGUGAAUUAAAGGUUCUUUUUUUACCUAUCUGAAUGAAAUUUUAAUACACAUUGGCCCGAAUUCACAAAGGAUAUUUGUCAACAAACCUAGGUUUAUGUGCGUCAUAUGACGCGUUUUGACUCACAUAAACCUAGGUUUGUCAACGAACCUCCUUUGUGAAUUCGGGCCAUCAAGCGUAAUCAAGAUAGUUCAUGUUUUUACCAGCUCUAUAUUCUGACAAUGUGGUUCUACCUCUACAUGUAUACCAUAAAAUGAUGGAUUUGCAUCAAUUACGCAUUUUGUGUUACGUGCCACUUCAUUUCGCUAAGCUACCUUAUAAGAUGACAAGAUUAAUCUAUUGUAUGUUGUGCAGAAGCAACGUUUUAAAGUUUUCAUCCAUAUAUAAUAUAUUUUGUUUCAGUGUGGACAUGCACACCUAGAGCCUUAGAUAACCAAAGAAAAUCUUGUUAUGGGUAAAUCAAUGCUUGCAAUAUUGUCUUGUUUGUGUCCAGCUGGUUAUCUCAUGGAAUUGUGAAGCAAACGCUCAUAGCUACUCGUUAUUAUCGUCACUUUGUACCUUGUAACAGUAAUGUGAUUAAUACCAGAAGCAUUUAUAUCUUAGAAGGGAUUCCUUGUUGUUUGGGUUUAUUAUGUCAUUGUCUCUUGAGAUUUUUUUAAAUAUUUUGAAAUGGCUCAUAUUUGACUCGGCACAUGUCAUUAGUUGUUUCAAUCAAAUUUACACCGUUUGUGUGUGAUAUUGUUUUUUAAAUUUCUUUGUUUCUUGUUUUAUCAUCUCUUUAAGAAAAGAAAAGAAAUUGUUUUUAAUUCAUUUUUAUCUAAACAGGGUAACCCUCUCAGUAAUGUGGCCCUGUACAAAUUACAGGUUACAAAACUUACAAAUAAAGAGGAAUUUAACCAAGUUUAAAUACAUACAUUGGCUAAUAUUUCACUCAGCAUAAAGCAUAUGUUGUUUAAAUUAAAAAAUGACUCUCGUCUGUGUUUGAUGUCAUUUCAUGCCUGAAAAACCCAAAUGACUUGUAUCCAGACAUGUCAUUGCGGCGGUAGAGUCAUACAGGUAAUUUUCUACAUUCAAAGAUCAUGCAAGCAGUUUUUAGUGGUGGAUAGACCAAUCAGCCAUGUUUUGCCAGAUCAGGUCCCAGUCUCACAAAGAGUUACGAUUGAUCCAAAUUAAUCACAAGUCCUCCAAUCAAUGGCAAGUUUGCAGUCUCCCAUCUCUUAUAUACAUAGUUGCGAUUGAUAUCAACUCUUUGUAAGACGGGGCCCUGGGCACCAUUUCAUGUAACCAGUUAUAAGUUAUAAUAACCAUUAUAAGCUACUGAAAUUGCUUCAUUUGAUCGGCUGUGAGCAAAUUUGUUAAAGAAACUUGUUACUGAUUAAAAAAAAAGGGGGCCUUUGUGAAACAGGGUCCUGUCUAUUAUGUUUUUAUGAUUAAUCUUAUUGGCAGUCUAUACUUAUACAACACAUGUAUCUCUAUAGGUUUUGUACAAAAAGAAGGACAAUAAUGAUUUGUUUCAAUUUCUUGUACAAAUGCAUGUAUUCAUCAAAUUGUUGGACAGUUGCCCAAUUCGUCCUAUAGAUCAAUCUGCCAGGCCAUUUUCAGUGUGUGUUUGAGUAAACGGGUUUUCAACAAGAUCUGUAGUUGAUUUAAUGUCAUUUAAUGAAUUUUGCGGUGUUCUAACUUAUGGACAUAUCUGACAUUUGCUCUGGGCUUUAUUUAAGUGUGACGUAGUGUCGUGAUCACAACAGCCCAAAACACUGAAUUUGCCUUGCUCCAGCCCGUUUCUUAAAUGAUUUCCUGGUGAACCUCAUGUGCAGGCUCUGUUGUUAAGAACCAGUAACCUUGACAACGAGCAAAUAUGACGUGCACACCUUGGUGCUCUAUAGGAGUUUAGGAAUGCACAUGUUUUUUAUUAAGAGUACAUGUACACAAGACUUGGUUUGAUCGAGUUUUAUUUCCAACAGAAUAGCCCCAUUAUUAACCAAAUGGGUUUAGGGUUAGGGUUAGGUCAACAUAGGUAUAGUAUGGGGGCAUGUAGGGUUCUGGGUUGAAGUGAAGAAUAUGACCUGAAAUUGACUCUGGAACUUGGAAGUCACUGUAGUGUGUACUGUGUAUGCUAGUUUUCAAAUCAACCUCCUUGUGUAUGAUGUAUCCCUUCCAUUCAGAAACCCUCCAC